AUGCUAGGGAGAUUACACGAGACCACCUCGGUCGUUGGACAGCAUUCUACUGCUCCGGUCCAUUGGACACGCUUAGUAUAUAAGCGUGUUUCUUCUGGACUUCUCCCUUCUGUAGUUCAAUCAGAAGUCCCGUGGACAGGAUUCGACGGAACUUGGUUGGAGCUAGCAUCUAAGCAAGCACUCCUUGUGGCAGUCGGACGGGAUGGUAAUAACAAGACAAUCCCUCACCACUAGACGACUUGCCACUUGAAACGUCGCCGUAUUGGUUCGACGACGACGUUUAUAACCAGUCGCAAAGAGAGAACGGAGAUUUGGUUUUGGAUAUGGUAUAG
Messenger RNA from Hymenoscyphus albidus, 332 nucleotides. NCBI's taxonomy places the organism in Eukaryota, Fungi, Ascomycota, Leotiomycetes, Helotiales, Helotiaceae. The record is from the annotation of a GenBank genome assembly.